Ambispora leptoticha is the source of this 386-nucleotide messenger RNA. The record is from the annotation of a GenBank genome assembly. Lineage: Eukaryota; Fungi; Glomeromycota; Glomeromycetes; Archaeosporales; Ambisporaceae.
AGAAUUGUGGUCAAAAAACCAAAACCGAAAUUAUGGACUUAUUGGUUGACCGGUUGGGUAAACCAAAAAAUGAAUUAGAUAAUAAUUGUCUAGAUGCCGUUGCCAAAAAAGUUCUUUAUUUUUAUGGCGAAGAAAAAGAAACUAAAAGUAAAGCAAUUUCUUCAAUGGUUGGUCAAGUUGUUGAAAUAACUCAGAGAACUUUCGGACCAGAGAACAAAAGACGACUUUUAGACCAAAAUUUGCUUUUUAAGUAUCGAAAUUCGAUUUUUGGUAAAGAUAUUUGCGACUUUUAUCCAGUCGGAUCCGAGUCAGCGGAACCAAUUUCCCAACCCCAGCCUCAAAAUGACAAGGGGACGGCAGCACCCGACUCAGACGGGGAAAACCAA